AUGGACUCUCUUUUCAGAGAUACUACUUUAUAUACUCUGUUACAUCUUAUCUGGCCGUCAACUCAGUGGCAUCCUUGGGACGAGCAAUGGAUUUCCUAUCAACAGGAUCAGUUGAUGCGCUCAGGCGGGGAGGGUUUUGGCUAUCCAAAUAGAUCUUCUAUGAGUCCAAACAACAGCAAACACCAUGAUAUAGAGAAAGCCGGUCAAGGCGUCGAUCGCCCUGAACAAUCGACUGAGCCAUUCAAUGCCUUCAGUCAGCCAUUGGAUCACGAGAAACUGGAAGAAAAAGCAAUCAUUGUCGACUGGAUACCGCACAAUGAUCUCGAGAAUCCUCAGAACUGGCCUUUAUGGAAGAAGCUUCUCACAGCAUGCCAAAUCUACGUCUAUACCUUUGCGGUCUACAUGGGUGGCGCUAUCUUCGCCGCGAGCGAAGGUGGGAUCCGGGAUGAAUUUGGAGUCAGCCACAUUGUUUCUGGGUUGGGCUUCGCUCUUUAUCUCAUCGGCUACGGGGUAGGCCCUUUGGUCUUUAGUCCCAUUUCAGAGAUCCCAAGUGUAGGUCGCAAUCCUCCUUAUAUUGUAUCGCUUAUCAUUUUCGUCAUUCUCUGCGUGCCGACAGCCAUGACCAAAAAUUACGCCGGCCUAUUAGUUCUCCGCUUUCUCCUUGGUUUCUUUGGCUCACCCUGCCUGGCGACAGGCGGCGCCACUCUGGGCGACAUGUUCCCGCUGCCCAAGCUACCCUUUGCCAUGAUGUUUUGGGCCUUCUCAAUGACCACCGGGCCCGCCGUCGCACCCAUAAUCGGGGGGUUUAGUGUGGUUGUUAAAGGGUGGCGGUGGACCUCAUGGGAAGUUCUCUGGUUGGCUGGUCCAGUGUGUGUCUUCAUGCUUCUCUUCUUGCCAGAGACAAGCGCCGCGACUAUCCUAUAUCGUCGCGCCAAGAGAAUCCGUGCCCAUCUGAACAGCGACAAGUACCAUUCUCAGGGCGAGUUGGAUCAAAAGAAAACGAAAGUCCGCGACAUUGCCUUUGAAGCGCUGGUGCGCCCUUGGGAACUGAUGUGUCUCGACCCUGUAAUUCUGUACGUGGACGUGUACAGUUCUCUAUGUUAUGCAAUUUUCUAUAGCUUCUUCGAGUCAUUCCCAUACGUAUAUCGAGCCGCAUACGGAUUUUCCCUCGGGGAGGAGGGACUAGCAUUCCUUAGCGUGACAACCGGCACCGCGGUCGCCGCAAUCUGGUACAUAAGCUACAACUACUUCAUCGUGGAACGUCGGAUCCGCGCUGGCAUCUGGCCCACGCCCGAGGACCGGCUAUUUUUGGCCCUAUAUUCUACCCCAAUGAUGCCGGUUGGGUUGUUCAUCUUCGCGUGGACAAGUCGAUCUGAUGUCCACUGGGCCGUGAGCUGCCUAGGGGUCGCCAUCAAUACGUGCGGCUUGAUUACCAUGUACCAAUGCGUCUUCCUGUAUUUGCCUCUAGCGUAUCCGCAGUACUCGGCCAGUCUCUUUGCUGGAAACGAUUUCGUCCGAUCAGCCUUGGCCGGUGGUGCGGUCCUCUUCUCGCGACCUCUAUUCUCUAACCUUGGGGUCGACAAGGGAGUGUCUCUCCUUGGGGCUCUCACUGCCGGACUUGUUCCAGGGAUCUUUAUUUUGUACUGGUUCGGUGAUCGGCUCAGAGCACGAAGUGUGUUUGCCAGUGUUUGA
Aspergillus caelatus is the source of this 1692-nucleotide messenger RNA. Its product is annotated as MFS transporter. Gene Ontology annotation, biological process: xenobiotic detoxification by transmembrane export across the plasma membrane. The coding region runs from base 1 to 1692 and encodes 563 amino acids. Lineage: Eukaryota; Fungi; Ascomycota; Eurotiomycetes; Eurotiales; Aspergillaceae. The record is from RefSeq and is a predicted model, not a curated record. Gene Ontology annotation, molecular function: fluconazole transmembrane transporter activity. The transcript has 2 exons.